AUGGCAAAUGGCCAAGCUGAAGUGUUGAAUAGGGAAAUGAAAGGUAUCUUAGAAAAGACAGUAAAUACGUCAAGGAAGGAUUGGUCGAAGAAGCUCGAUGAUUCACUUUGGGCUUAUCGCACUAAAUUUAAAACUCUGAUUGCUUAUGAGAAUGCAAGGAUCUAUAAAGAGAUGUCAAAGGCCUUUCAUGAUAAGAGAAUACUGAGGAAGGAUUUUCAACCAGGAGAUAAAGUUCUGCUAUUUAAUUCCAGACUUAAGGGUUUUCCUGGUAAUUUGAAGUCAAGAUGGUCAGGACCAUACACGGUAGUUGCGUCACUUCCUUAUGGAGAAGUGCAAGUUCAUAGUGAGAAGACGGGAGAUUUUAAGGUGAAUGGUCAGAGGUUGAAGUAUUAUUUGGAAGGUCCAGUGGAAAAAUGCAAGUCCGUGAUGAUUUUGGAACCCCUUUGA
This is a messenger RNA of Humulus lupulus (European hop), 447 nucleotides long. RefSeq lists its product as uncharacterized. The transcript has 2 exons. The record is from RefSeq and is a predicted model, not a curated record. Gene Ontology annotation, molecular function: nucleic acid binding. Bases 1 to 447 code for a protein of 148 amino acids. NCBI's taxonomy places the organism in Eukaryota, Viridiplantae, Streptophyta, Magnoliopsida, Rosales, Cannabaceae.